Messenger RNA from Monomorium pharaonis (pharaoh ant), 1235 nucleotides. RefSeq lists its product as uncharacterized. The record is from RefSeq and is a predicted model, not a curated record. Bases 390 to 1235 code for a protein of 281 amino acids. Lineage: Eukaryota; Metazoa; Arthropoda; Insecta; Hymenoptera; Formicidae. The transcript has 2 exons.
AUUGCAUUUGACAAGUCUCAGACACAUUUGAAUAAACCUAAUGUAUCGCGCUCAUCACUUGAAACAUUAGAUUCGUGUAACGUUCGAAAUUAAUCCGUUAAUAAUAUUAUUGUUUCGAAAUCGGCAGUCGUGUCCUAGAGAUCGUCGCGUGUGUAUCAUUGACGUGGCCGCGUCGCGCCGGUGUGGAAACAGAGGAUCCUCGAACAACGGAUCCUAAUAUAUCGCGAUUCCUAUCGCGCCAUAAUUACCCACCGUAUAAUUAUUGCAUUGCAUUAAUUAUCGCACAAUUGUAAUUAUUUGUUCUGUUCAUGUAAUGUUCUGUAUCAUUUACCCAAAUUGAUACGAUUAAUAGUCAGACUAAAACGAGCCAUACGAAAAAGGAAAACAACAUGGAUAAAUACAAUAUGAGAAAUCACGCUAUAUACGAUGAGUGUUCGGUAUCUAAUGGAAAUUACUUGUACCAUGUGUUUUCACUUCCGAGCCCAUCUCGCUGUUCAUUUUCUGCAUUCCCAUUGUGUGAUCCAUCCAAUGGAUUCGCAGGCAACAUUAGAUCAUCACAAUUCUACCAAUAUUUAUCAUCACCUUGUGUCUUUCCAAACGUUCCAUCAACUUUGUAUCAACCUGGGCAGGAGAAAUCAAGAUUUGCGAGUGAACAGCCAUUAUCGUUGAUACCAGGACCAUCUUGUUUUAUUCCACCCCACCCGAUGCCUGCGAUACAACCUGUCGUAAUACAAUCGCCGCACUGUUCGAAUUUUGAUAAUACUCUACAGAUAUCGGAAAUGUUCAAAGUCUCGAAAAAUAAUCAAUUCAACGACAAAGGCAACCUUGAGAGCAUCAAGGAGGCUGAAUGGGCGAAGGUUGAACAGCUAGUACAUAUGUUUCAUGCUGCUGACAAAACUAAAAGUAAACCAACUACAAUAUAUGUUGAGGACCUUGAAAGAAUCAUAUUUAGAGAAUUGAUAGACAAAGAAUCCCAAAAAAUUAAAUUUGGAAAACUUAAAAUCGAAUCUCUCGAAAGGACUAAAGUUAAAGUAGAAAACCUUAAAGAAAACAAAAUUGAAUUAGAAACAAUACACAAAGAAAAUAAAGUCAAAACUGAAAUCGAAAGUCCCAAACACCAAGAAACUAAAGUUACAAAAAUUAAAGUCGAAAAUUCUGAAGGAGGCGAAAUAAAAAUAAAAGAUUGGAUGGAAGAAACUCAGAAAAAAGGUACAAUAAAAUUAAACAAAAUCUAA